GCUCUGGGCCACAGCAACUCGCUCCAAGUUCCCUCCCUCGCUCCCCGGCGAAGCCUGCCUGAGCCCUCCCACUCGUUGCAGACCGAACCAUCGCGCCCGCAGUCAGCCGGGGCGCUCCACGGCCUCGCGUCCUGGGCCCCCUCGGCCACCCCGGUCGGCUCUCCGCCCGUGGCCCAGCGAGGCGGUGGCGAGGGCUUGGCAGCCCCUGCGGUCCGCACUAGGUCCUCGGGCGGCGCCGGCUGCCGGGACCCCGUCCCUCGCGCGCCGCGACUCUCUCUGCCUGCCGUCCCCUGGAGUCCAGCGCCCGGUUCGGGCCGCACCGCGCCGAACCGAGGAGCGCGGCCGAGAAAUCCCCAGUUGGACAUCCGAAGCAGUGGAAGUUAACAAGAAGUCUUUAAGGCUUGAAAGGGAAAUAAAAGCAAUAAAAACAAAUGUGAAGAUCAUGCCUACCCUUUGGAGGAAGAUGAUUCAAGCUGCAAAAUGCAAAAUACCAUCAAGAUAGCAGAUAUUUCAUACUGCAGAGAGUACCUUAAGAUAGGGAGGAUCCCCUGUGACUUCCGCCUACCAUCCUCAAAAUACUGAUUCCUCUUUCAAGAAUUUCAUAUGCAUUUCUUCUUGUUGGAUGACUAAACCGGAUGAUGGAAGGGGUGCUCUGCCUGCAGUUAAACACAAAGACCUGGGGAGACUCCCACAUCCUUGGGGAGAAGAAAAGAGGCAGCCAAGCAGAUUAAAGGGACUUGUGGCUCGUGGCCUUUCUGCACAGGAGCAAAGUGAAUUCUGGCCACAGUGGCAAUUAACGAGCUGUGUGAGAUGAGGCGCUGCCGCGGCUGCUGACACCCAAAGUUCCAGGAUCCGUUGGCUGCCCUUUGUGCCUCACGCACAUGUGUCUAUUCAGCGCAUCCGGAGGCGCCCAGAAGAGAAUCCAACACGGCUGCCGGGGAGAGACCGCCCACCAUGCCCACGGAGACCCUACAGACAGGUAGCAUGGUGAAACCGGUCAGCCCCGCGGGCACCUUCACCUCAGCCGUGCCCCUGCGCAUCCUCAACAAGGGGCCCGACUACUUUCGCAGACAGGCUGAGCCCAACCCAAAGAGACUCAGCGCCGUGGAGAGGCUGGAAGCGGACAAGGCCAAGUACGUCAAGAGCCAGGAGGUCAUCAACGCCAAGCAGGAGCCUGUGAAGCCGGCCGUGCUGGCCAGACCCCCGGUGUGCCCCACCGCCAAGCGCGCGCUGGGCAGCCCUACGCUCAAGGUGUUUGGCGGCGGAGCCAAGACUGAGAGCGGGGUGCAGAGGGAAAACCUCAAGCUCGAGAUCCUGAAAAACAUCAUCAACAGCUCAGAGGGCUCCAGCUCAGGCUCAGGCCACAAGCACAGCUCCCGGAAUUGGCCACCCCACCGGCCCGACGCCGCCGACCUGCACCGUCACUCCUUUGCCGAGUCGCUCAGGGUCUGCCCCACGCAGGGCCGUGGCAGCCCGCAGGAGGGCGGCUCCCACGUGGGCCGCAGGCUGCUGGAGCCAUCAGCCGAGUCCUUCCUGCACGUGUCGCACAGCUCCUCAGACAUCCGCAAGGUGACCAGCGGGAAGCCCUUGAAAGCGAUCCCCUGCAGCAGCUCCGCCCCACCCCUUCCUCCUAAACCCAAGGGGGCUGCCCUCGCGGCCGUGAAGUCUCCUGAGGUCGACCCCGUGGAACCCACCUGCGGGGUCAGCCGGAGACCCUCGCUCCAGCGUUCCAAGUCAGACUUGAGUGACAGGUAUUUCCGGGUGGACGCAGACGUGGAGAGGUUCUUCAACUACUGCGGAUUGGACCCCGAGGAGCUGGAAAACCUGGGAAUGGAAAACUUUGCAAGGGCUAAUUCCGACAUAAUAUCCCUCAAUUUCCGCAGUGCAAGCAUGAUCAGCUCAGACUGUGAACAGUCUCAGGACAGUAACAGUGACCUUAGAAAUGACGACAGUGCCAAUGACCGGGUGCCAUAUGGCAUUUCUGCCAUCGAAAGAAAUGCUAGGAUCAUCAAGUGGUUAUAUAGCAUCAAACAAGCCAGGGAGUCACAGAAGGUCUCCCACGUGUAAGGCAAAGUGUGUGCAGAGGAAGGAGGGGUGGUGGGUCUCUGUCUGUGCACCCAAAGCUGUGAAGGUUGUGAGGUCUCCUUGAGGUGUCGUGAGCUUCUCCACUCUCUUUGUGUUGCUUGUUGUGCAAUGUUUCCAAGUUGCAUGCCUGUCAACAUGGGGACUGACCUGGCUGCCACGUCAACCUUUGCUGCAGAGCCUGGCUGAACACACGUCAUCUGCCAAAAGUUUCGGGCCAGAAUCUAAUUAGGGCUUCAAUCUUAAGCAAAACUGUUUACAGGAAAAACGGUAUACAACUUCUUCAAUAUUUAUGUGGUUCUUGUGUUUUUAUAUCCCACGCUAUUGUGUCUUAAUUAAAAGUUUUAUCAACUGG
Messenger RNA from Manis pentadactyla (Chinese pangolin), 2437 nucleotides. RefSeq names its product family with sequence similarity 110 member B (gene FAM110B). The record is from RefSeq and is a predicted model, not a curated record. NCBI's taxonomy places the organism in Eukaryota, Metazoa, Chordata, Mammalia, Pholidota, Manidae. The transcript has 6 exons. The coding region runs from base 955 to 2067 and encodes 370 amino acids.